AUGCUGGUGGACCUCAGCCAGUGGCCCUGGCCCUUGAGCCUGCAGGAAGUGGACAAGAGGCCAAAGCACCCGCUGCAGCUCAAAUACUCUGGGGCGGAGGUCGAUGAGCUGGGCAAAGUGCUGACGCCCACCCAGGUUAAGAACUGGCCCAAUGGUAUUUCACAGGAUGGCCUGGAUCCAAGUAAACACUACACCCUGGUCUUGACAGACCCAGAUGCUCCAAGCAGAAAGGACCCCAAAUGUAGGGAAUGGCACCAUUUCCUGGUGGUCAACAUGAAGGGCAACGAUAUCAGCAGUGGCACCAUCCUCUCUGACUGUGUGGGCUCAGGGCCUCCUAAGGGCCUUCACCGCUACGGCUGGCUGGUUCGGGCAGGCCAAGCCACCAAAUGGGACAAGCCCAUUCUCAGCAGCCCAUCUGGAGACCACCGUGGCAAACUCAAGAUGGUAUCUUUCCGCAAAGAAGUACGACCUUGGGUCCCCAGUGGCCGGCACAUGUUACCAGGCGGAACAGAAUGA
This is a messenger RNA of Myotis myotis, 516 nucleotides long. RefSeq names its product phosphatidylethanolamine-binding protein 1-like. Gene Ontology annotation, biological process: negative regulation of MAPK cascade. The record is from RefSeq and is a predicted model, not a curated record. The coding region runs from base 1 to 516 and encodes 171 amino acids. NCBI's taxonomy places the organism in Eukaryota, Metazoa, Chordata, Mammalia, Chiroptera, Vespertilionidae. The transcript has a single exon.